Molecule: messenger RNA, 9673 nt
Organism: Girardinichthys multiradiatus
Lineage: Eukaryota; Metazoa; Chordata; Actinopteri; Cyprinodontiformes; Goodeidae
Product: protein unc-13 homolog C-like
Exons: 34
Coding region: 616-8313 (2565 amino acids)
Biological process (GO): synaptic vesicle priming; synaptic vesicle maturation; neuromuscular junction development
Cellular component (GO): synaptic vesicle membrane; plasma membrane; presynaptic membrane
Molecular function (GO): syntaxin-1 binding; calcium ion binding; diacylglycerol binding
Source: RefSeq, a predicted model, not a curated record
AUUAGCGCCACCAACACCCUCCUGUAUACACCCUGUUUGGUGAAACUGUCAAUGCGAAGGGAGUGUGUAUUAGUCGCGGAGCAAAUAAAACCGCUCAGGUUUUACAACAAGGACCUAGAGACUGGAGGGUACUCUGAAUGCCGUCGGUGCCAUGGGGGAGAGGCGUUUGCGUGCGUUUCCUCACAGAAGCGGCGCUUUGAGACUGUAAUAUCUGCCGGACGCGGAGAGAUGCUGUGAGCUCUGGUAUUAGCAGCCAGCUGCGCACCCACCGAGCCACUCUGUCCCCUCCCUCCCUACAUCUCCUCCCCAGGAUUCCUGCUCUCUCUCGCAGCACCGACCAUUCGCUCAAAGCGGGGAAUCGGCUCCACACGGCUCGCUUCGCUCACUCUGGUUUGCGUCCUGCGCGAAGAUUUGGCAGAGAAUGUUCAUUUUCCCGUGGAAGGUCACUGGAUUAAAAAGUCUUUCAGUCUCUGCACAAACUGUGGUUUUAGUGAUUGUACGCUGGGCUUCUAUUCUGUCAGACAGCGCCUGAAUAUGCUUGGCUCACCUAUGAUGCAUUACAAGCCCACCGCUUCUUUCACCUGACGUUAAUAACAAUCCACAGGAUUGCCAUCCAUGGUUUCGUCGCUAAUCAAGACUGUGUUAUUCUAUAUUGAAAAGAUUUGUAAAGGAAUGUUUACAAAGAAAUUGGCAAACCCAAUUAAGAAGAAAGAAAGAAGUGAAAAUAAAGAGCCCAAAUUAACAACGGAUUUGCAAGCACAUAAUCUAACUCUCUCAACCACCCUAAAGACAACGGUCAAAAAGAUUUCCAAAUGCUCUUCGGCACGUAACAUAUCAGUUGAAGAAGACGACGGAAAGAACGACUGCUCAUCCUUGUCACCCACUUUCAGCUAUCGUGUAGCUAUAGCAAAUGGACUCCCAAAAAGCUCUCUUUUUCUGAAUAAUAAUGAAAGUAUCUUUUCUGAGGUUCUUUCGAUUGAUAGCAGUUACUCUGACUCCUUGAGUGAGACAAAACCUGUCCGGAGACUAGAUGAGCAUAAAUCACACACUAUGCCCGUAAGACGAAACAGGAAGAGCCUCAUCAGUUUAGCUCCCUCUGAUGGCAGUUCUGAGGGUGAACGAGUGGAACGCUCCAGUUUACAUACUCUUAGGCUGGGUGCUCUACGCAAGUUAAGAAAAUGGAAAAAGAGCCAAGAAUGUGUCUCCUCAGACUCCGAUGUGAGCAAUUGGAGGAAAACUCUGGGUAUUCGCAGCAAAUCUCUGGACCGCGCUGGACGACAACAAAAGAGUUCUGCCCUAGAGCCUGGCUCUUCCUCAACAGGUUGCAUCAGUCAGACCCAGGAUGUGAUGGAAAUGAUUUUUAAGGAGCUUCAGGGGAUCAGUCAGAUAGAAACAGAACUAUCUGAGCUUCGUGGCCAUGUAAAUGCCCUUAAGAGCUCAAUUGAUGAGAUCUCCAGUAGUGUGGAAGUAGUUCAGAGUGAGAUUGAACAGCUUAGAUCAGGAUUUGUCCAGUCUAGAAGGGAAACAAGAGAUAUUCAUGAUUACAUAAAACAGAUUAGCCACCAGGCCAAUAAUUCAACCUUGCGGUUUCUCAAUGUUCCUGAAGAAAGAUCAGAGAAAACAGAGAUUGUAAUAUACAAAAUACUGAAAGAGAAAAUGGGUUUCACUGAUGCCCAUAAAACAAUUAAAAUUGAGCUGGCUCACAGGUUAGGGCAACAAAGAGAAUGUUCUAAUGCGAAACCCCGUCCUAUUAUUGUCAUUUUUGCAACACCCCAAGACAGAGACAUAGUCCUUAAGAAAUGCUACAAACUGAAAGGAACAGGUAUUACAGUAUCUACUGAUAGUUUACCAAAUGAUGGAAAAGACAGGAAAGACAAAACAAUGUUGUCCUCACAAACAUAUGAAAGCAUGGAUAUAAAAGUCUCAGGAAAGGAGAAAGUAGUAGAAAGUGAUGACUGGGACUCAAUGGACAGUGAUAAAGAACUGGAUGAAUUAAGUAGGAAUAAAUAUGCAAUGGUCAUUUCAAAGCCUGUUCACAAGUCCAAAUCAGAAAAGAAGCGGUCCCAUGACCACAACAGGUCGGGAGAUGCAGCAGGCUACUCAGGAACAGUUCACUAUGCUGAUGACUCUUACUAUGACACAGACAAGCAUGCAAAAGCUUACUACUCUGAUUUGACCCCAGGAUGGCUUUCUCAGAGUGAUUAUUCCACUCCAAAACUUAGUCGCUCUGAGUCUGACUGUUCAAAACUUUGCCAGUCAUACUCUGAAGAUUUUUCAGAAAGUCAAUACUUUACACGAGCAAAUGGUGGCUCCCUACUUUCCUCCUCCGAUCAAGAACUGUGGCAGAGAAAACAAGAGGACAUGGCCUCCUCUUGGUAUGUUAGCCCCAGUCACCCUCAUGAUAAUCAAACAUAUGAACAUAAUGAGGUUGAGACUACUGAAACUAUUGAUAGUGGGGUUAGCAAUGGACUUGUCUGCAUGUCUGGGGAUAGAAGCCACUAUAGUGGCUCUCAACUGUCUUUACAGGGUGACUUAUCACCAUGGAAAGACUGGCAUCACCUCGAACAGGGAGCUGAUUCUGGCUUGGAGGCCUCAAUAGAAAUUAGCAGCCCCUUUGAUCCAUCGACCAUACCUGGUUUUCCAGAGAAGAUCACUAAAUGUCAGGAGGUUGAUUUACAGUUUGAAGGAGAUGAGGAGUUUAUGAUGCUUGAUAGAGAAGCUUCUUUACCUCCUAUUACCACCCAUAUUAUACCUCCCAUCACAGAACGGGAAUCUCCCAAGACUUCUUCCCGGCAGUCAAAAGAGGUAAUCACAAAAGAAAGCACAAAGAUAUUAUCAAAAGAAGCUCCCAAAGCUGCAGCAAAGGUGACACCUAAACCAAGCAAAGUUGCACCUAAAGAGGAGACCUCUAAAAUAUUGCCAAAAGAAAACACAAAGGUUUCUGCUAAGGUUUCACCUAAAGUUACAUCUAACAUUUAUCCUAAAGAAUUACAGAAAGAAACAUUAAAGUCUGCUGUUAAAGAAAGCUCAAAUCAAGUCACCCAUAAAGACAGUUCUAAAUUUGCAUCCAAAGAAACCACUAAGCAUAUAGGUAAAGAAGUAUCAAAAGUUACAACAAAGUCCAGUGAAACUGCCAAGGUCUCUUCUAAAGCUAUUCCAAAAGACAGCCCUGUAAUCACACCUAGAGAAAGUCCUAAAGAGUCACCCAAAGACACCCCUAAAAUAAUCCCAAUGGAUACCCCCAUCUUGACUCCAGAUUCAACCCCUAGAGUGUCCCCUAAAGAAUCCCCCAAAGCCAUUGCUAAAGAACCCCAGAAAAUAAUUUCUAAAGAAAGUGUAAUUGUUGAUAAAGAGGUUACCAAAGAAGAUUUAAAACCAUCCCCAAAAGAUGAGCUUAAAGUCACACCUAAGGAGACAACAAAAGUAACCACUCAGGAAGUUUCUAAGAUUCCACUUAAGGAAGUUUCAAACAUAGCCCCGAAAGAGAGUUCCAAAGUGACCCCUAAAGAGACUUUCAAAGUAGCCCCAACAGAUGUUCCUACAGUAGCAUCUAAAUCAAGCUCUAAAGAUGUCACCAAGGAAUCCUCAAAAACAGGUCCCAGUGAAAAAUUCCCUGAACUUGAUGUUAAUCAUAGCUUUCACCAGGCCCAGAGCAAGUCCUCAAGUAUGUACCGUAGCCAGAGUGAGAUACGAACAGAGAAAGUUGAGGAGGUUCCAAAAACGUGGAGUAGUAGACUUAGCAUUGAUCUAAGUGAAAAGUCCUUUGGUUUUGGGUUUGGAUCCACUCUUCAAAGAGCUAAGUCUGCUCUGGAGGUUGUUUGGAAAUCUGGCUCCCAAAGCUCCCCUGCUCCUCAAGAGGAACCAACAAACUCAUCUUCCUCUUUUAUGGGUCGUUUUCGAACAUUGUCCACCUCUAAUGCAAAUAGUUCCAGUGCUACAAUAGAAUCAGACGUUCAUACAGAACCUGUCUUCAAUAAGACAGAGGAGGAAAACACUAGGGCAGAAACGGGAGAACAAUCAGUGGACAGUGAGACUCACUAUGUUGAAGUGAUGGAGCAGGUACUAGCUAACCUGGAGAACAGGACUAAUGUUAAUGAGACUAAUGAGACAUAUGAGCUUGCACAAGAGUGUGAUACUUCUCAGGGCUAUGAUGUGUCUGAUGACAUUGACCCCUCUCAAGACAAUGAUGCCUCUCAGAAUCUUGAGGCUUCACAAUAUUUUGAAACCCCAGAUGAUUUUGAUGCAAGUAACGAGACACAGGUUUUGGAGUAUGAUUGCAGUUUGGAUGAUCAGUAUGAAGAAGAAUACAAUGAGGAUUAUGAAAACCAACUCACUGAGGACACUGCUGAAUACGAUGCAAUGGUUGAGUAUGUGGAUAUUGAAGAACCUGAUGAGACUGAGGAUAAUAAUGUUACAGAGGAGAUGGAAGAGGGUGCAGAAGAGCUGGACGAUGUUGAGGAAAUAGGAGAAGAGGCUGUUGAAGUCUUUGAAAAAGAGGAACAACAGGAGGAUGAAAACAAAAAUGUUUCUGAGGAGAAGCCAGUAGAGCCACCACCCAAGAAGCGUGUUCGACCCACAUUCAAGGAGGCAGCGCUGAGAGCUUACAGGAAACAGAUGGCUGAACUGGAGCAGCAGAUCCUGGCAGGAGACACCAGUGCUCUGGAUACUCAGCCUCGCAGUAUUUUGGAUCCCAAAUUGCUUGGUUUGCAGUCUGGAGGGGCUGGCAGUAUUCUUUAUGGUAUUGACAGCAUGCCAGAUCUACGCCGCAAGAGGACAGUGCCUCUUGUCCGAGACCUGGCUUUGACCCUCACUGCUCGAAAGGCAGGCAUCUCGUUUGCUCUGGUGAACAGGUCAACCCUGAACAACGAGGAACUGAAACUGCAUGUCUUCAAGAAGACUCUCCAGGCCUUGAUCUAUCCAAUUUCAUCGACCACACCCCACAAUUUUGAGGUGUGGACAGCAACUGCUCCCACCUACUGCCAUGAGUGCGAAGGCCUGCUGUGGGGCAUCGCCCGUCAGGGCAUGCGUUGCUCAGAGUGUGGAGUUAAAUGCCACGAGAAGUGCCAGGACCUGCUCAAUGCAGAUUGUUUACAAAGGGCUGUGGAGAAAAGUUCUAAGCAUGGGGCAGAAGACAAGACUCAAAAUAUUAUUAUGGCUAUGAAGGAGCGUAUGAAGAUCAGAGAGAAGAACCGUCCUGAAGUGUUUGAGGUGAUCCAGGAGAUGUUCCACAUCUCUAAAGAAGAAUUUGCCUCCCAUUUGAAGAUAGCCAAGCAGGCUGUGCUGGACGGUACCUCCAAGUGGUCUGCCAAAAUCACCAUAACAGUCAUGUGUGCACAGGGAUUACAGGCCAAGGAUAAAACUGGAUCCAGCGACCCAUAUGUCACAGUCCAGGUGGGGAAGACCAAACGCAGGACCAAAACCAUCUUUGGCAACCUCAACCCUGUCUGGGAUGAAAAGUUCCACUUCGAAUGCCACAAUGCUACUGACCGAAUAAAGGUGCGUGUUUGGGAUGAAGAUGAUGACAUCAAGUCACGGGUGAAGCAACAUUUCAAGCGUGAGUCAGAUGACUUCCUGGGCCAGACCAUCAUCGAAGUCCGCACGCUCAGUGGAGAGAUGGACGUUUGGUACAAUCUGGAUAAGAGAACUGAUAAAUCUGCAGUAUCUGGUGCCAUCAGACUAAAGAUCAGUGUUGAAAUGAAAGGAGAGGAGAAUGUGGCUCCUCCUCAUGGCCAGUACACUUGUUUACAUGAGAACCUGUUCCACUAUCUGACUGAAGUAAAGAACAGCGGUGUGGUGAAGAUACCGCAGGUGAAAGGGGACGACGCAUGGAAGGUCUACUUUGAUGAUGUGUCUCAGGAGAUAGUGGAUGAAUUUGCCAUGAGAUACGGGGUGGAGUCCAUCUAUCAGGCUAUGACGCAUUUCUCUUGUCUGUCUGCCAAAUACAUGUGUCCCGGUGUGCCUGCAGUGAUGAGCAACCUGCUCGCCAAUAUCAAUGCCUACUUUGCUCACACAACCACCACCACAACAACCACCGCCUCUGCUUCUGACCGAUUUGCGGCCUCUAACUUUGGGAAGGAGAAAUUCGUCAAAUUACUGGACCAGCUGCAUAACUCUUUGAGGAUCGACCUUUCAAAAUACCGGGAUAACUUCCCUGCAGGAAACCCAGAGCGUCUCCAAGAUCUGAAGUCCACUGUUGAUCUGCUUACAAGCAUAACUUUUUUCCGAAUGAAGGUGCAAGAACUGCAGAGUCCACCCAGAGCCAGUAUGGUAGUGAAGGACUGCGUGAAAGCUUGUUUAGACUCUACAUACAAAUACAUUUUUGACAACUGUCAUGAACUUUACAACCAGCUUCUUGACCAGAGCCGGAAGCAGGAUCUUCCCAGAGAAGAGCAGGGUCCGUCUAUAAAGAACCUGGACUUCUGGCCAAAACUCAUCACUCUUAUGGUAUCUGUAAUCGAUGAGGACCGCACAGCCUACACACCAGUCAUUAAUCAGUUUCCACAGGAGCUGAAUGCGGGAAAAAUCAGCGCUGAGAUCAUGUGGAACCUUUUUGCCCAGGAUAUGAAGUACGCAAUGGAAGAGCAUGAUAGGCAUCGCCUAUGCAAAAGCACCGAAUACAUGAAUCUUCACUUCAAAGUCAAAUGGUUCCACAAUGAGUAUGUCCGUGAUCUGCCGGCCUUUAAGGAUGUUCCACCAGAAUAUUCUUUGUGGUUCGACCCCUUCGUCAUUCAGUGGCUUGAUGAGAAUGAAGUUGUUUCCAUGGAUUUCCUCAAUGGAGCACUUGAAAGAGACAAGAAAGAUGGCUUCCAGCAAACCUCGGAGCACGCCCUCUUUUCCUGCUCAGUGGUGGACGUGUUCACUCAACUAAACCAGAGUUUUGAGAUUAUCAAGAAGCUGGAAUGUCCAAACCCACAGGCUCUGGCUCAUUUCAUGUGCCGUUUUGCGAAGACUAUCAAUAAGGUUCUUUUGCAAUAUGCUGCAAUCAUUUCCAAGGAGUUUCCAUUGCAUUUAAAUAAGGAGAAUGUGCCCUGCAUUAUCCUCAACAACAUCCAGCAACUUCGAGUUCAGCUAGAAAAGAUGUUUGAGUCCAUGGGUGGAAAGCAGGAGGAGGGGGUUGUCUCCUUCUGUAAGCUGGAUGCAGAGGCCAGUGAUCUGCUAAAAGGGCUGCAGAAUAAACUCAACACAGUGCUGGAUGAGCUCAGCGGGGUGUUUGGCUCCAGUUUUAAACCUGUAAUCGAGGACUGUGUGAAGCAGAUGAACCAGGAGCUGGUCCAGAUGAAAGGCCCAGUCAAAGGGAGCAAUCCUGCCAUGGAUGCAGAAACUGUCUUACGUCCUCUUAUGGACCUUCUGGAUAAAAAUUUGAUGUUAUUCGCCAAGAUCUGUGAGAAGACCGUGCUGAAGAGAGUUCUCAAAGAACUAUGGAAAAUAGUCCUGAACACCAUCGAGAGAACAAUUGUUCUGCCUCCUCUGAGUGACCAAAGCCAACAGGGAGCUCAAAUGAUCUUUAGUGCUGCCAAGGACUUGGGACAGCUGUCCAAACUGAAGGAGCAUGUCAUUCGAGAGGAUACCAGAAGUCUGACGCCUCGCCAGUGUGCCGCCAUGGACCUUGUGCUUCCCACUAUCAAACAAUACUUCCAUGCUGGUGGGAAUGGACUGAAGAAAACCUUCCUUGAAAAGAGCCCUGAUAUGAAAUCCCUGAAAUAUGCUCUCAGCCUUUACACUCAACCUACAGAUGCCUUGAUCAAAAAGUAUAUAUGCACCCAAAACUCUCAAGGACAGUCAUCCAAUGGAUCCGUGGGGGAGGUGUCAAUGCAAGUGACUCUCAUCUCUCACCCUGGCACAGGAGAACACAAAAUCAGCGUUAAGGUGGUUGGAGUGAACAACCUCAUGUGGCAGACCAACGCUAUGUUCCGGCCAUUUGUAGAGGUCAACGCCAUUGGUCCACACCUAGCUGACAAGAAACGCAAAUUCAGCACCAAGACCAAGAACAACAACUGGUCUCCAAAAUACAAUGAAACAUUCCAGUAUAUUCUGAGUAAUGAACAUGGUCCAGAGGUUUACGAGCUACACAUCUCAGUAAAGGACUACUGCUUUGCCCGCGAGGACCGCGUCAUCGGCAUGACGGUCAUCCCACUCCGGGAGCUGGCAGAAAAGGGCAGCUGCUUGGCCUGUUACCCGCUGGUAAAGAGCAUCACCAUGGACGAAACAGGCCUCACCAUCAUGAGGAUACUCUCUCAAAGGACCAACGAUGAAGUGGCCAAAGAGUUUGUGCGUCUCAAGACAGACACCCGAUCUGCGGAGGAAGUGUCAUAGUGUGCAGUAAAUUAGAAACAAAUGCAGUAUUAAGAGUUGUGUUGUCUUCAGAUCAGAUAGAGCUUGGGAGAAAAGAAAGUGUGGUUGCAGCCAAUGUCUGGGAUAGACGCUGGAAACAGCAUCAGAAUAAGUUCGUCCAAAGAGAAGAGAAGGAGGCCCAAAAGUGGCAAAGCAGCAAGAGCGAGAGUUGUGUUUGUUUGUUUUUUGUGCAUGUGCGUAAAACAUCUGUUGGAAUGUUCAUUUUAAAACUAAAGUAUGUACAAGUGUUUACUUACCGUAUGCCCACUAUUAAGUACUAUAUUCUAGAAGUUAUUGUAAUGAGACAUGGAUACCUUUUGUACAACAUUUAGUCUUUUUGAGCAGAGAUUUGUUCCAAUAAAGUGCCAAACCAGUGGAAAAAAACAAACAAAAUUAAAAUAUAUGAAUUAUGGUGAAGUUAGUAUGUUUGAAAUUUGCUCAGUUAUUUUGUCCGGUGUAAGUAAUUUUCUGACCGUGUGGCGUUUUGAUUGUUGCAAACAUCUUUAUUUCGCACCUUCAGUUUUAUUAUUUUUGUUUCCUGUUCUUCCACUCUGCACUGUUGUGCAUGUCUUCUUCUCAAUCAUGUCUCUCCCAUAAUUCCACAGUGACCGCCAAGCAGGGUCCUGCCCCUUGCCUUCAAACUGUUUGUAUUUUACGUCGACCUGAAAUCAGACCGUGUUUUUCUAAAUGGCGAUGACUGCUAUGUAAACCCUCGUAGAUGUUUGUAAUUUUAUAACUGUGACAACGCUGGCGAAAGCCUCCAGUGCUAACAGUCUUAGCAGAAAGAGUGGAAAUGUUUUCUUUAUCUUUUUCUUUGUCCUUUUGUUUUGAGUUUUUCAAUUUUUUUGCUUCCAGCCUUCCUAAACAACCACUGUGAACAUGAGCUUUGGAAGGCAAGCUUACGUAACAUUGCUGACAUUUUGAAAUUAUUAUUUCAUAUUUUCUUCCGACAACUUUCCUGAUAAACUGCCAAAGUUACUUUAAGUAUUUGUACAAGAGCAAUUCAUUACAUGUAUGAAGACAUAUAUGCAUCUAUUACUUUUUCAAGGCUUGAUAUUUGAUUGUUGAUUGGGUGGUACUAAGAUAUUAUUUUUUUUUAAUUUGUUGUAAUGCUGUUUAAAACUAUAAAAGUUGCACAUGUUACUUUACACAUUAGUUAUACCAACUUUUAUCAUUGGAAUUAUUUUUCUUCAUAAAGGAGAGAGUCUAACAUUUGGUAAAUAUGCAACAUUCCUAUGUAUUGCACUGAUGGCAAAUUGUAUGUCAUGUAAAUAUAUUUAGUGAGAUAUUGUAAAAAAAAGUCUACUUUUCUUCUAUGUGCAUAAAGUUUGUGCAAAAGUGU